Molecule: messenger RNA, 1077 nt
Organism: Halichondria panicea
Lineage: Eukaryota; Metazoa; Porifera; Demospongiae; Suberitida; Halichondriidae
Exons: 4
Coding region: 275-943 (222 amino acids)
Source: RefSeq, a predicted model, not a curated record
CAGUUUUCAGUGGCUAUAAUUAUAAGCUAGUCUGUACUAAACUUGUGUAGAGGUAGUUAGAAGAGAUAGAUCUAAGAGAGUGCCUCAGACUAUAAUAUCUAAAAUGCUAGUCCAUUACGUCACUUAGCGUGGAGACACUGACUAGAGACGCUAGUAACUUGGAGCAACACCAUGAGCAGAGUUUAUCUUUCACAGUGCAUUCAAGAAGCUUUUCUGCUACCUAAACCUCUCGUGAAGAUUUCAAGUGCUUUUCCUACUCAAGAAAAUCGGUGUAAUGGCUUUAAUCAUGGCAACGUUUUUGCAGUCUCAAAGAGAAACAUCAGUGGACCCACAACCUUCAAGAUUCUGGGCUAAGCCAAAGAGCCUUAUCAGUGGCGUGUGGAAUUCAAUUUGUGGAAAAUUUUUGGGCCAAGGGACAAGCAUCCUUCUGUCUCGCCAAACAACGUUUAUCAAAGAAGACGUGUGUUCCACUGCUUGUUCCUCCAGUUGGUACUCUUGCCACAAUUCAAAGUGGGCACUAGAGAGCAGUUCCGACAAGGAGACAUGUGUGGAUAGGGUUUCCAAGAAGAGCCAUUUCAAGGAGAGCUGCGUUGACAACCUUCUUGACAGGUCUGUUGAUCAACAGACACAGAGUAGUGUGAAGAAGAGCUCAUCCAAGAAAAGGUGCCAGAUAAAGAGCAAGAAGAACAUUACUGUUCAGGGCAAACAACUGAAGCCUGCUACACUGCAGAAUUCUACUGUACUGGCUAGCCUCGAAGAGCAGGCGAAAGUCGCCAAACAAAAGAUAUUGGAGCAGUCCACUGGAGCUCCUUCCAAGAAAAGGAUCCGGAGGACAAAGAGCAAGAAAGUGCAGAAGCCAAUCUGUACAAUGAGUAUUCCCAAGAAGGAGGUCAGAGGCAGGAAGGAGAUCGGAUCAGGACAUGCAUGUGCUGUUAAGAAAUGAAACAUUGAGCAACUAAUCACAAUUGAACUAUGUACUUUGAUGACGUAGUUAUUGUACAAGUAGUCGUAUUAAUUAAGUUCAUGUAUCAUCGUUAUCAUUUUUGGUGACAAUAAUUAUAAAAAUCAUAAAAAAGA